AUGGCACGCAAGAAGAUCAGAGAGUACGACUCCAAGAGGUUGUUGAAGGAACACUUCAAGAGGCUCGGUGGCCGUGAAUUGCCCCUUAAAUCAGCCCAAAUUACUGAAUCAACCGAUCUCAAUGAGCUAGUUGAGAAGGAAUCUUGGCUUUCAUCUUCCAAACUGGUUGUGAAACCUGACAUGUUGUUUGGAAAGCGUGGGAAGAGUGGUUUGGUUGCUUUGAACCUUGACUUCGCUCAAGUUGCCACCUUUGUGAAGGAGCGCCUUGGCAAAGAGGUGGAGAUGGGUGGUUGCAAAGGACCCAUAACAACAUUCAUUGUUGAACCCUUCAUUCCCCAUAAUGAGGAGUUUUAUCUUAAUAUUGUCUCAGACCGACUUGGGAACAGCAUAAGCUUCUCCGAGUGUGGAGGAAUUGAUAUUGAGGAGAACUGGGAUAAGGUUAAGACCAUAUUUGUCCCUACAGGAACUCCUUUCACAUCAGAAGUAUCUGCACCACUUGUUGCAACCCUUCCCUUGGAGAUCAAAGGAGAACUUGAGGACUUUAUCAAAGUCGUUUUUACUCUAUUUCAAGAUCUGGACUUCACUUUUCUGGAGAUGAAUCCUUUCGCACUGGUUGAUGGAAAGCCAUAUCCUUUGGAUAUGAGAGGCGAGCUGGAUGACACUGCUGCUUUCAAGAACUUCAAAAAGUGGGGCAGUAUUGAAUUUCCAAUGCCAUUUGGAAGGGUUAUGAGUUCUACAGAAAAAUUUAUUCAUGGCCUAGAUGAAAAGACUAGUGCAUCUUUGAAAUUCACAGUUCUCAACCCAAAGGGACGAAUUUGGACUAUGGUAGCUGGAGGAGGUGCAAGUGUCAUCUAUGCAGACACGGUUGGAGAUCUUGGCUUUGCUGAUGAACUUGGAAACUAUGCCGAAUACAGUGGAGCACCUAAUGAAGAGGAGGUAUUGCAGUAUGCCAGAGUUGUGAUUGAUUGUGCAACGUCAGACCCUGAUGGCCGUAAGAGAGCCCUUGUAAUUGGAGGAGGAAUAGCCAACUUUACCGAUGUAGCUGCAACAUUCAAUGGUAUCAUUCGAGCCUUGAAGGAGAAGGAAUCAAAGCUUAAAGCCGCAAGGAUGCAUCUCUAUGUCAGGAGAGGAGGUCCCAACUACCAGAGGGGCCUCGCAAAAAUGCGGGCACUUGGAGAGGAAAUCGGCAUCCCAAUUGAGGUCUAUGGACCUGAAGCAACAAUGACCGGUAUUUGCAAACAGGCAAUUCAAUGCAUCAGUGUUGCUGCAUAA
This is a messenger RNA of Prunus armeniaca (apricot), 1272 nucleotides long. The record is from the annotation of a GenBank genome assembly. NCBI's taxonomy places the organism in Eukaryota, Viridiplantae, Streptophyta, Magnoliopsida, Rosales, Rosaceae.